AUCUGCUUUUCCGAGCCCCAAAACUCAAAACCCAAACUCAAAAAUGGUUGUCACUCUCAGACUACCUUCCCUUACCUCACUCUUCUCUCCCUCCAUCUCCGGCCGCUAUCCGGCUGUUCUCCGUCGGCGCCACCAGCUCCGGCCUCUUCCUUUCUCCCCCAGAUUCUCAGCCCAGAGCACGGCUUCGGAGACGGAGAACAGAGUCGACAGCCAGAAGAGCCGAGUCCAAGACCGAGCCGUCACGCCUCGGUCAAAGAACUUUAACGCAUGGUAUCUUGACGUCAUUGAAUCUGCUGAGCUCGCCGAUUAUGGUCCUGUUCGAGGGACAAUGGUCAUUCGUCCGUACGGUUAUGCCAUUUGGGAAGCAAUUCAGGAUUAUUUGAAUGUGAAGUUCAAAGAGACUGGUCAUAGUAAUAUGUACUUCCCACAAUUUAUACCAUACUCGUUUAUAGAGAAAGAAGCAAGCCACGUUGAGGGUUUUAGUCCAGAAUUAGCAGUAGUGACAAUCGGAGGUGGAAAAGAACUUGAGGAAAAACUUGUGGUUCGACCUACAAGUGAAACAAUAGUAAAUCACAUGUUUACUCAGUGGAUUCAUAGUUACCGUGAUCUUCCUCUUAUGAUUAACCAGUGGGCAAAUGUCACAAGAUGGGAGAUGCGCACAAAACCCUUUGUGAGGACUCUUGAAUUUCUGUGGCAAGAGGGGCAUACAGCUCAUGCCACACCAGAAGAGGCAGAAAAGGAGGCUAUUCAGAUGAUUGAGGUCUAUAUAAAAUUUUCUUAUGAGCAGACUGCAAUUCCUGUUAUUGCGGGUCGAAAAUCAAAAGUUGAAACAUUUGCUGGUGCUGAUAGGACCUAUACAAUUGAGGCUAUGAUGGGCGAUCGGAAGGCACUACAAGCUGGAACUAGCCAUAAUCUUGGGCAGAACUUUUCCCGUGCCUUUAGUACACAGUUCACUGAUGAGAACGGACAAAGAGAACAUGUAUGGCAGACGUCAUGGGCUAUUAGUACUCGCUUUGUUGGCGGUAUAAUUAUGACCCAUGGAGAUGAUACAGGGUUAAUGCUUCCACCAAGGAUUGCUCCUAUACAGGUGGUGAUUGUACCAAUUUGGAAGUCCGAUACAGAUAGACAAGGAGUUCUCAGUGCUGCAUCAUCCGUAAAAGAAGUUCUGCAAAUUGCAGGAAUUAGAGUUAAACUUGAUGACACUGAACAGAAAACUCCUGGGUGGAAAUUUAAUUUCUGGGAGAUGAAGGGAGUCCCUUUAAGGAUUGAAAUUGGUCCACGUGAUGUUUCAAGUCAGAGUGUGGUCAUAUCCAGGAGAGAUGUUCCUGGAAAGCAAGGAAAAGUUUUCGGAAUUUCUAUGGAGCCUUCAAUAUUGACGGCUUAUGUCAAAGACAAAUUGGACGAGGUCCAGUCAUCUCUCUUGGAACAAGCUACAUCAUUUCGAGAUAGUAAUAUUGUGGAUGUUACAUCAUAUGAUGAACUUAAAGUGGCAAUAUCUGAGGGAAAAUGGGCGAGGGGUCCGUGGUCCGCUAGUGACGCAGAUGAGUUGAAAGUGAAAGAAGAAACAGGUGCAACUAUUAGGUGUUUUCCUUUUGAUCAACCUCAAGGUGGUGCUAAAACAUGCUUGAUGACUGGUAGUCCGGCCGAGGAGGUUGCCAUUUUUGCAAAAUCUUACUAAAGACUUCAAGGCAUUCUUUACACAUCCAAAUGAGUAUCUGUUUCUGUUUGUUAUGAUAAACUUACAAAUCAAUACCCAUGGAAACUGUUAAUGUUUGUUUGAUACAAACUUAGGGCAAAACAAAUAGUGAUUUUGGGUAGUUUAGUAUCUCUUUCUUGGUCAUUUUGGAUUGUUAGAUUAUUUUGUCAUAUUCAAACAGAUUUCUUCUUGUAUCUGCACAACAGAGACAAUUCAUGUUUGUAUUGUUUGCUUAAUUUGUUAUUUAUAAAAAUGUCAUCUUUGACAA
Messenger RNA from Humulus lupulus (European hop), 1964 nucleotides. Its product is annotated as proline--tRNA ligase, chloroplastic/mitochondrial. NCBI's taxonomy places the organism in Eukaryota, Viridiplantae, Streptophyta, Magnoliopsida, Rosales, Cannabaceae. The record is from RefSeq and is a predicted model, not a curated record. Gene Ontology annotation, molecular function: ATP binding; proline-tRNA ligase activity. The transcript has 11 exons. Gene Ontology annotation, cellular component: mitochondrion; cytoplasm; chloroplast stroma. Gene Ontology annotation, biological process: prolyl-tRNA aminoacylation. The coding region runs from base 44 to 1678 and encodes 544 amino acids.